AUGGUGAAGGAAACCAAUGAUACUAAGAAAAUAGUGGUGCUGUUUGGGAGUGCUAUCAACUGCUGUGAAAUGUUGUGCGGUGCUUUACGAGUGUUGUAUGAGUGUGAUGAAUUUCCACCACACGAGAUGGAGGCCCAACCAUUUUCCUUAAUUUCGGAAAACGAAAAUAUUUGCCGUCCUUCAUACCGGAGCAGGGAGAGUGGUCCAAUACUUCUCAAAAGCGACCCCGUAAUGACACGUGUUUUCAAGUUGGCUCACCCUGGGGGGCCAUUGACCACGAACAAGGCUGCGGCUUUGGCGAAGUUUCUGGAGAGGAAAUUGCAAGACCCUAAUGGGUUGUCUUUCAUUGAUCCCGGUAUUCUUGAUCGUGCUGUUGAAAACGCCAGACACGCUGUCUUCGCAAGUACUUCAAAUUUGGGAAGAUCAAUUCGGCAUGUAACAUCCUUUGGUGACCCUGAGGAGUCAUUUGAAGAAGAAAAUACAGAAAUCUCUAAGCCAAAGAAACAAAAGGAGAAGAAGAAUAAGAAAAGCAAAAAACAGAAGGCAAUCUGGGGUUGAUGGAUGUAUCUUCCC
Tripterygium wilfordii is the source of this 573-nucleotide messenger RNA. RefSeq lists its product as uncharacterized. NCBI's taxonomy places the organism in Eukaryota, Viridiplantae, Streptophyta, Magnoliopsida, Celastrales, Celastraceae. Bases 1 to 558 code for a protein of 185 amino acids. The transcript is spliced from 7 exons. The record is from RefSeq and is a predicted model, not a curated record.